CGUAGAGCGGUGUGCGGUGGUGGCGGCGGCAGCGGCAGAAGAGGUAGGAGGACGGGGUGACGGUCAGUGCCGCCAUGGCGGAGGACGAGGGCCUGGUUUCUGUGGACUACGAGGUGUCCGGCAAGGUGCAGGGCGUUUUCUUCCGCAAGUACACCCAGGGGGAGGCUAAGAGGCUGGGGCUCGUUGGUUGGGUCCAAAACACCAGCCAUGGCACCGUACAAGGGCAAAUUCAGGGUCCGGUGGCCAGGGUGCGGGAGCUGCAGGAAUGGCUCAGGAAGGUUGGGAGCCCCCAGUCCCGCAUCAGCCGAGCCGAGUUCAGCAAUGAGAAGAAAAUUGCAGCGCUGGAGCACAAGGACUUCCAGAUCUUGAAAUGACUUUGUCCAGGAAGAAGCAAAAGCUGGAGUGUGAGCUGCCCUCACGAAACAUUUCCCCCUUUCCCUGUUUGUUCAGUCAGCCAAUGUUCAGCUCUAGAGAACUUUAUUUUAUUAUAUUUCUAAUUUAUUGGUUUGUUGGACUGUUAGCCUAAUGCUCAGUCUUUCACAAAGCUUUGGCAGGUAGGGGUGUGGUGUGUAUUAAAGGGGCUGUUUCAGGACACGGCCUCUUUAUUCCUGAACGCGUGUACAGAAUGGGGCUUGAGUAGUUGUAUGUGAGUAAAAUUUGUAAUUUGUGUGGCAUUGUGCUCACCUGAAGGAAGUCACAGACUCAAUGCUGAUACUAAAUAUUGCUAAAAAUGUUAUUUCUGUGCUCUAAAUGCAUCAUAAACAAUUUAUUUUGUUCCAGAACUUUAUUUUUUCUGUAUUCAGCGCUCUGAAUGUCUCAGAAACAAUUAAUUUUGUUGGAGAACUUUUUUUUUUUCUGUAGAAUAAAACUGCUUGGAGCUUC
Molecule: messenger RNA, 882 nt
Organism: Phalacrocorax carbo (great cormorant)
Lineage: Eukaryota; Metazoa; Chordata; Aves; Suliformes; Phalacrocoracidae
Source: RefSeq, a predicted model, not a curated record